Messenger RNA from Camellia sinensis, 929 nucleotides. RefSeq names its product profilin-1. Lineage: Eukaryota; Viridiplantae; Streptophyta; Magnoliopsida; Ericales; Theaceae. Gene Ontology annotation, cellular component: cell cortex. The record is from RefSeq and is a predicted model, not a curated record. Gene Ontology annotation, molecular function: actin monomer binding.
AAAGCAAAUGCCAAGCCAGGGCUCAUAGAGCUAGCUUAUUUUCAACGCAGCCUCAACUAGAAUUCACAUAUACUUCUUCAAUUCACAGCUGCGUAGUUUGCUCUUCUAAUCCUAAAAAUCCAUCAUCGAAUCGAAGAAGAUCGAAAAUACAGUGAAAGAUGUCGUGGCAAGCAUAUGUGGAUGAUCACUUGAUGUGCGAAAUCGAAGGCAACUACCUCUCCGCCGCCGCCAUCAUCGGUCAUGACGGCAGCGUUUGGGCCCAAAGCUCCUCCUUCCCUCAGUUCAAGCCUGAAGAAAUAGCUGCAAUUAUGACUGAUUUUGCUGCACCUGGGUCACUUGCACCGAUUGGCUUGCACUUUGGUGGCACAAAGUAUAUGGUGAUCCAAGGUGAACCAGGGGCUGUUAUAAGAGGAAAGAAGGGCCCUGGUGGUGUUACUGUCAAAAUGACCAGUCAAGCUUUGAUCAUUGGAAUAUACGAUGAACCUAUGACCCCUGGCCAGUGCAACAUGAUUGUGGAAAAGCUUGGUGAUUAUCUCAUUGAACAGGGUCUCUAGUUGCAUUUGUUUGUUUUUUUGCUUUUAUUUUCUUUUCUCCAUUUCUUUUCUUCUCUCUCUCUCUCUCUGGAGCCUGCAUCCAUCUAUUAGAAGUUGGAAUUGUUGCGAUGUUGUUGUAUUUAUAUCUUUCAAAGUAGUGGAGAACUUGGUGUGGAUUGUUGCUUGGAAAAUGAAGAAUUUGGUCACUUCCUUUGUCAGUGUACCCUCCCUUUGAAAGGGGUUAUGUUUGAUAUUUGCUGUAUCGUAAACAAUUACUGAUUUUGGGCUUUAAUGGAAGUGUUUCUGUUAGAUUGAAAAUUCAUAUUCAUGUAAUAUUAUUAUCUUGUUCACUGUUGGGAGUUUGAUGUGAAAGCAUUUCUCCUUGAUAUUGAAAUA